AUGCGCAGGUCGAGUAACAAUGAGUUAACAAAGAAACUCGAGAGUUUUUCUGUAUCCUCUCCUAAUUCUCGUAUACCAACUUUUAAAAAUGUUCAACCAAAAACUACGUCAUCAACGGUUAUCAAAUCAUCUGUUAAAAAAGAUGAUUCAAAAGAUUCUUAUGAUAAUUAUGAGAAGGAAACUCAAAACACAUUAGAAUUUUCUGAAAAUGUUCAAAAAAAUAAUUUAAAUGACUUGGGUGGUGAUGUAUCAAAUUUAAGUCAUAUAAAUGGUGGUAUUUUAAAUUUAAGUGAAUCUAGUGGUAUUGUAUCGAGUGCGGGUAAUUCUGCUGGUGUUGAUAUAGGGACAAGUGGUUCAACUUCUUCAACUACUUCUACAUCUGGAACAACUACUUCUAUUUCUUCUCCUUUUUCUCCUAUACCUGAAAAUCCUUCCGAUUCUCCUUUAAUUGGAACUUCUGAUACUUCAAAAAAAUCUCGUAACACCUUUCAAUUCCAAUCACAAAGUGUGGGUUUAACUCCUGGUCACUUAAGAAGAUGGCAUAGUAGUCAUUCUGGACUUCAUCAUAAUAAAAGUACUACUUUUGGAAAGGAUUCUGAAAAUGAUGAUAUUAGAACUAUAUAUGAACGUUGGAAAUUAGUUAGGCCUAAAGAUGAUUUAAUUUUUGACCAGUUUAGUUCAUGUGUUGAUAGAUAUGGUUUUAUAACGUCUUCAGACGGAAAGAGCCCUGCCCCUCCUUUAUCGUCUCAUGAAUUAAGACUUGAAAAAAAAGAAGUUGAAAGAUCACUAAAAUGGGCUUCAUGGGUAUCCUCAAAUAAAUUCGUUAAAAAAUCUGGAAAAUUUGGCUGUAGUAGUUAUGUCUUUCCGUGGGAUAAAAAG
Molecule: messenger RNA, 879 nt
Organism: Dentiscutata erythropus
Lineage: Eukaryota; Fungi; Glomeromycota; Glomeromycetes; Diversisporales; Gigasporaceae
Source: the annotation of a GenBank genome assembly